Ananas comosus (pineapple) is the source of this 3455-nucleotide messenger RNA. Its product is annotated as replication factor C subunit 1. Gene Ontology annotation, biological process: DNA repair; DNA replication. The record is from RefSeq and is a predicted model, not a curated record. Gene Ontology annotation, cellular component: DNA replication factor C complex; nucleus. The transcript has 22 exons. Gene Ontology annotation, molecular function: DNA clamp loader activity; ATP binding; DNA binding. Bases 279 to 3188 code for a protein of 969 amino acids. NCBI's taxonomy places the organism in Eukaryota, Viridiplantae, Streptophyta, Magnoliopsida, Poales, Bromeliaceae.
CAGAAGCCAUUCUUGUUUUCGGCUUUGGGCUUCUCCUCACAGCCUCUCUCUCUCUCUCUCUCUCUCUCUCUUCGUCAGUGGAGUUCGUUGGCAUCUAGGGUUUUCGAUCUCCCCCCUCCACCACCACCUCCCUCUCUCCUCGAGUUUGCUCUAGGGUUCGUGCUCCGCGCACCUCCCUUCUCAUCGAACGAGGCAUGUUCUCUUCUUCCUCUUCUUCUUGAACCCUAUAGACGCCAAAAGACCAAUCUUUGGAGUGUAAGAGGAUCGAAACAUCGACAAUGUCGUCGGAUAUAAGGAAGUGGUUCAUGAAGCAACAUGACAAGGGGAAUGGUGCUAAGCCCGCGUCGAAGCCCGCGGCGGCGAAACCUGCCUUGGCCGUCCCCGAAAAGCCCUCUUCGAUCGCCGAGAAGCCGGUGCUGAAAGGUCAAGAUUCUUCUGGAAGAAGAAAAACAAGCAAGUAUUUUGCAGCUUCUGCUGCGACCGAAUCUGGCAUUAAGGAGACACCCAAAGAUGAGAAAUUGUCUCAGAAAGAUGCUGCAAAAAGAAAAAAAGAAAAAGAUAUCGAGGAACUUCAGGAUGAUAUUAAGCCCGCCCCGGCGAAGAAGCUCCACAAGGAUGAAGAUGAUGACUUUGUGGCAACACCGAAGAAGAAAAAACCUGCUGAGUUUAAGCCCUCCAAGAAGUUAAAGAGUGAUGGUAUGGAUGAUAAUGAUGUAGAGGAGCUUGAUGAUGAAGAUGCUGCUACUCCGCUGAAAGCUGCUGGGCGUGGCAGGGGUGGCAGAGGAUUGGGAGCAACUGCUGGAGGAAGAGGGAGAGGGGGCGGGAGAGGUGGUUUUAUGAAUUUUGGUGAAAGGAAAGACCCACCACACAAAGGAGAGAAGGAAGUCCCAGAGGGUGCUCCAGAGUGUCUGGCGGGUCUUACAUUUGUCAUUAGCGGCACUCUUGACAGCUUAGAACGGGAGGAAGCAGAGGAUUUAAUUAAACGUCAUGGUGGUCGCAUUACAGGGUCUGUGAGCAAAAAGACGAGUUUUCUUUUAGCUGAUGAAGACAUUGGUGGAAGGAAAUCUUCAAAAGCCAAAGAGCUUGGUAUCCGCUUUUUGACUGAGGAUGGGUUGUUUGAUAUGAUCCGAAAAUCAAAACCUGCAAAAUCAGCAGUUCAUGGGGAUCGUAAGAACUCUUUGGAAAAGGCAGAAAAAUCGCCUGUAAAGAGCAGUAUAGUAGGAGUUAAAAAGAGAGAUAAUCAAGUAAGCCCUGCGGGGAAAAAAGGUUCUGAAAUAAGUGUUAAAGCAACUGCUUCUCUUGAUAAGCGGAAGGCUCAAACUCGUGACCGCAGUUCACUUAUAUGGACAGAGAAGUACCGGCCAAAGGUUCCAAAUGAUAUAAUUGGCAACCAAUCACUUGUUAAGCAACUUCAUGAUUGGUUGACAAGUUGGAAUGAUCAAUUUCUACAAACUGGCCAAAAGGGAAAGUCGAAAAAGCAGGGCGAUAGCGGAUCUAAAAAAGCUUUACUUAUUAGUGGCUCACCUGGAAUUGGUAAAAGCACUUCGGCAAAGUUGGUCAGUCAAAUGCUUGGUUUCCAGGCUAUUGAGGUUAAUGCAAGUGACAGCCGUGGCAAGGCAGACGCGAAAAUUGUCAAAGGGAUUGGUGGAAGUACAGCAAAUUCUAUUAAAGAACUUGUUUCCAAUGAAUCACUUAGCUACAAUAAGGAAUGGUCAAAGCAUCCAAAAUCUGUACUAAUAAUGGAUGAGGUUGACGGAAUGUCAGCUGGAGAUCGAGGUGGAGUUGCUGAUCUUAUUGCUAGCAUAAAAAUCUCCAAGAUUCCUAUUAUCUGCAUAUGUAAUGACCGUUACAGUCAGAAGUUGAAGAGUCUCGUUAACUACUGCAUGCUGCUCAACUUCAGGAAGCCUACGAAGCAACAGAUGGCAAAAAGGUUAAUUCAAAUUGCAAGUGCUGAAGGUCUUCAAGUUAAUGAGAUUGCACUUGAAGAGCUUGCUGAUAGAGUAAAUGGCGAUAUGCGGAUGGCAUUGAAUCAGUUGCAGUACAUGAGCCUAACAGAGUCGGUAAUCAAAUACGAUGAUAUAAGAGAGCGUCUUCUUAACAGCUCAAAAGAUGAAGAUAUAUCACCCUUCACAGCUGUUGACAAGUUGUUUGGUUUCAACGGUGGAAAGCUGCGAAUGGAUGAGAGGAUUGAUUUGAGCAUGAGCGAUCCUGACUUGGUCCCUCUUAUCAUUCAGGAAAACUAUAUCAAUUAUCGACCGACUACUAUUGGAAAAGAUGAAAAUGGAGUUAAAAGAAUGAAAUUACUGGCCCAGGCUGCUGAGUCUAUAGCAGAUGGUGAUAUAGUUAAUGUACAGAUCAGACGAUAUCGGCAAUGGCAGCUAUCCCAGGCUUCAUCAUUUGCAUCCUCUAUAAUACCGGCUGCUCUGAUGCAUGGCAAUAGGGAGACCCUUGAACCGGGAGAGCGUAACUUCAAUAGAUUUGGUGGAUGGUUUGGAAAGAACUCAACAAUGGGAAAGAAUUUGAGGCUUUUGGAGGAUGUUCAUGUCCAUAUUCUAGCUUCUCAGGAAGCUAACUUGAACAGGGAGACUCUGCGGGUGGAUUACUUUACUCUUCUAUUAAGACAGUUGACUCAUCCUCUCCGUGCAAUGUCUAAGGAUGUUGCUGUCGAGAAAGUUGUGGAGUUUAUGGAUAAUUACUCUUUAACUCAGGAGGACUUUGACACAGUUUUGGAGCUAUCCAAGUUCCAGGGCCACCCAAAUCCGAUGGAUGGUAUUCCACCCGCGGUUAAAGCUGCGCUAACUAAAGCAUACAAGCAAGGCAGUAACUCUCGUGUUGUGCGAGCGGCAGAUUUAAUCACUCUUCCCGGCCUUAAGAAGGCUCCGAAGAAGCGCAUAGCGGCAAUUCUGGAGCCAGUGGAGAAUGAUCUACCUAAAGAAAAUGGGGAUUCUUUGGUCGAAGGCGAGGAGGAGAAUACUUCCGAUGCUGAAGAUAAUGAUGAACUAGAGAUUAUCGGGGAUUCGAAGCCACAGCUGGACCUCCAGAGUGAUAAAGCCAAAGGAAUUCAAGUGCAUCUUGAUCUAAAAAGCAAUGAGAAGUCCAAAGGGAAGAAGACACCUGCGAGCAAAUCAAGAGUUCCCAAUUCUGCUGAUAAGCCCGCCAAAAGUUCAAGUGCUAAGAGAAAGAGGUAAAGACGCAGAGGAAUCGUAAGCUCGUUGCCAAGUUUUGAAAUGUGUAUACUUAAAAGUUGCGGAGAACCUGUCACGUACAUAUCUCCGCUGUUUUGCUAUUGUCGGCUUCUCCGUUUUCUGUACGUUUUCGUCUAAGCUUUGCUGUUCCCCUAAUGCAUCUGCUCGUUUUAUUCGCCGUAAUUCAAUCCUUAUGUUAUAUUAACACAUCUUGCUGUUCCUAUUUAAAUAUGAGCUUUGCAUACAUGAGUUCCAUUGGAUGGUGGCUAA